Messenger RNA from Priapulus caudatus, 1895 nucleotides. RefSeq lists its product as uncharacterized. Lineage: Eukaryota; Metazoa; Priapulida; Priapulimorpha; Priapulimorphida; Priapulidae. Gene Ontology annotation, molecular function: protein binding. The record is from RefSeq and is a predicted model, not a curated record. Bases 1 to 1788 code for a protein of 595 amino acids. The transcript has 11 exons.
AUGAAUUAUUCGCAUCUCAAUGAAGAGUUUAGUGAAAAGUGCCUGCUAGAGCUUCCGUGGCACAUCGUGAAUACGAUCUCUCUCUACGAGCGGAUGGACGUGUCGUUUAAUAGGCUCUCCUUCCUACCAGCUGAGAUGCCACUCCGCAUUCCCCACCUUAGCUAUCUGAACGUUAGCUAUAACCAGCUCACCGAUCUGCCGAAUAGUUUCGGCCUCUUCUUCCACCUGAAGACGUUGCUGCUCGCUAACAACAAGCUCGCCAAACUUCCAUCGUCGUUCACGCGCCUGUCGAGCCUCGAGAAACUCGACCUGGCGCACAAUGCACUGGAAGAGCUUCCCGAUAGAAUCGGCUUCAUGCCGUCACUGAGAGCAGUGAACGUCAGUCAUAAUCGCCUGCGGCAUCUGCCUGCAUCGCUAGGCAGUGAAAACAUGCAAGUGCUCCUCGCUCAAAACAACAGUUGUGAUAACCCUCCCCAGUCUGUGUGCAAUGAAGGCUCAGCAGCAACACUCAAGUGUCUUCGUAGAUACCACAUGAAGGAUCCUACAAAGGAGAAGUUGGACAGGUUGAAUGUGUUUCCACGAGUCAGAGGCAACGUGCUGCAGUCGUCGGUGUCGAAUCCCGACUCCGCACGAGCUCAGUACCUUCAGCUGCAGACUGCAACACUCAACACUGCAAGCCGCAUCAAGACGCCACUUCUACUGCCACCUGGUGCCACUGUUCUUCCACUGGAUGAUCUAAGGGACAAGAUAUUAGGGAUGGUGUACGGAGCAGCCAUUGGUGAUGCCUUGGGCGUUGCUACGAAAUUCAUGGAGGCAGAUGAGUGUCGAUUUCACUACGACCCUGACACACUGACCUACGCAGACAUUAUCCGUGACAAGUACAGAGUGAUGUGGAAGAAAGGGGACUGGUCAACAGACUUUGAUCAAGUGGUGCUAGUGUUAGAUUCUAUCAUCCACUGGGCAGGGGUUGUUGAUGAGCUAGAUUUUGCAAUGCGUCUGCAUAACUGGACGAAGCAUGGCUUUCCCGAGCUGGAAGACACUGAGGGAGUUGUAGUUAGCAACACCCUCGCUAAGGUGCUUCGAGAUGAGAAUUACUUGCAGAAGCCUCACAUGGUGGCAGCACAUGUUCUGGAGCAAUAUAAUAAUAUGUCAUCUACAGCAAAUGGAGACGUGACAGUAGAUACUAAUCUAACAGACCUGGAUGACAAUGCUGCACUUGCUCGCAGCCUUAUUUUAGGUAUUCCUUAUUUCCACAACUUGCAGGAGGUGACUGAGAACUGUGUGCGCAUAUGUAAGGCUAGUCAUGCUCACCCGCUGUGCAUCGCGUCGGCUGUCACCAUAGCAGUAAUCGUGGCCCUAAUGUUACAGGGUCGGCAUGCAAUGGACAGUUUGUCGUCGGUGGAAGAGCUGCUGUCACAAGCAAAGCACCAUGGCAUGCAGCAGUUGCAAUCACCCAAACACAGGAGAGAGUACGAAGCUCAUGCUAACAUGAAGAGCUUGGACAGCGUGGACGUGACAGAGCCUGGCCGACAAAGCUUCACUCUCAAGCCCGUGGCAGCAGCGGUGAUCAGUCUGCGCAGCCGGAAAGACUUUAGGUCAGGACUGCUGGAUGUGAUUAUGCGAGGUGGAGAUGCCAACUGCAAUGCAACUCUUACUGGGGCAAUGCUAGGUUGUGUAUGUGGGUACUCUAAAUUGACAAAGGAAUGGCUGACUGGACUACGCACCCAACAGCGAAGUUGGCUGGAUAUUAAGGUGAACCUGCUGCUUGAUAUGAUGGGAAUACCGUGAUUGGGUGUUUCAGUAACCAACAGAAGGAUGACAUGCAAUAUUUUUAGCUCAUCUGACAUAGUCAGAUGCAGCUUGUAGAAUCGCAUGAUUGUCCGUGCGUCCGUCCG